AGGAUUGGCAGGGAUACGAUACUUCAUCCAUUUUAAAGUAUCCGAGAUUCAGAGCAGAGCAGCAUGACAAAUAGAGAGAAAGAGAAACAAAGAGAAAGGGUGGGUAGUCACUAGUCAUCAGUUCCCAGCUCUCUCGAUCUCAGUCACUCACCUCAAUCACCGCCUUCACACUAGGCGGAAGCUUGCUGGCGCAUCACUCCGACGGAAGACCCUCCGACAAAUCUUGAAGUUGAGAUACAUCUAUGAUCUUUGAAGGUUUUUGAUUAGAAAUUUUUUGUUAUGGCAACGGCAACAUACCCACCACCACCACCUUAUUACAGGCUUUAUAAAGAUUAUGUGCAAGACCCUGAGUCUGCUCCAGAGCCUCCACCACCAAUUGAAGGAACUUAUAUCUGUUUCGGAGGCAGUUACACUACUAGUGAUGUUCUACCAAGCUUGGAAGAACAAGGGGUACGCCAACUCUAUUCUAAAGGACCUAAUAUUGAUUUCAAGAAGGAGCUGAGGUCACUUAAUGGAGAAUUGCAACUACACAUUUUGGAGCUUGCUGAUAUUCUUAUUGAGAGACCAUCACAAUAUGCAAGGAGAGUCGAAGAAAUUUCAACUGUGUUCAAAAAUUUGCAUCACCUUUUGAAUUCACUGCGUCCUCAUCAGGCAAGAGCAACUUUGAUUCACAUUUUGGAACUUCAGAUAGAGCGCCGUAAACAAGCUGCGGAGGACAUAAAUAGGAGGAGAGAAGAAGCUCGAAGAAUCCUUAACGAGUCAUUGGCAACACUUGAUGGCCAUUAAAGCAUAGUUAGUUAUGGUCAAUAAACAAAGACAAUCAUGGCAACCUUAAGGGAAAAUUGCACUAACCUCGUUUAAGGUUUCACUAAAUAACAAAGACACCCCCUCUAAUUUUAAAUUAAGCACCUUAUGGUUAGUUGUUGUUAAUAAACAAACACAAACGAUGUUUUUAUGUUUUGGGUUUCUACUUAUACAAAUUUGAAUCAUGGCUAGUUUCCUUCCUUUUCAUCAAA
Messenger RNA from Medicago truncatula (barrel medic), 1016 nucleotides. RefSeq names its product mediator of RNA polymerase II transcription subunit 7a. Gene Ontology annotation, biological process: regulation of transcription by RNA polymerase II. NCBI's taxonomy places the organism in Eukaryota, Viridiplantae, Streptophyta, Magnoliopsida, Fabales, Fabaceae. Gene Ontology annotation, cellular component: mediator complex; core mediator complex. Bases 280 to 786 code for a protein of 168 amino acids. The transcript has 6 exons. The record is from RefSeq and is a predicted model, not a curated record. Gene Ontology annotation, molecular function: transcription coregulator activity.